AAUAAUUAACUCAGAAAAAAAAAACAUAUCUAAAUGAGAAAUUAGGGAUUGAACUUAGCUUUCAUCUUCCUCCUCCUCAAAAUCGGUCUCAUUCCUCUCGUUUGAUCUCACUUAUUUUCAUCUUUUCUCUCCAUUGUUAACUUUCCUAAGUCUCGUGUAGCCUAUCUAUUGCCCACACCUCAAAAUCGAACCAUACAAACCUACGAUAGAUCUAAGACCUCAUAUUCUAACUAGAUUCCCCAAAACCUUCGUCAUUCAACCUUCAUCACCAUCUUAUAUGGAGCAAAGGUCGACUUGACUCAAGGGGGAAUAACAACCAUCGCCAUAUCUUCGAAACUAGGAAUCACAUGAUUUACAAAGUCAGAGUGGAUAAUAGACUCAGGUAUAUUUUAAAUAGGUACAUCAUUGCACUAAAUGUAUAGAAAUUACUUGGUUAUGAUAUACUGCUCACAAUGUACAAGAUAUUCUGGGCAAAAUUUAGAGGGAAAUUGCAAGUAAGAAAGUUGAUGAAGACUUGAGUUCUCCUCCAACAUAUUCAUCCAUAACGAUACUGCAUACUAGUCUUUUAAAAUUUGGACACAAAGAUCAGCCUCAAGAUGUUGAACAAAGCUAAAAGAAUACAUAGAAGGCUUGGAUUUUUUUAAAAUUAUUUCAAUAAUUAAGGUUGUUAAGUGCAAACCAAACAGAGACAACCAACCAGACUGCUAGAUUUUGGGAUUACAUACUACUAAUGAUCAACUCACCAUUUAAUAGAACCAACAUCAACCUGCUCCUUUAAUUUCACGCUGUUAGUUUUUGCACGAAUUUAGCAAACUCUUCCGCACAGCCGGUUCAGUCCUAACUUUCAUAUGUGCUGCAACACUGCGACUCUGGCUCUCUCCGCUCUGGUUGCUACACCGCCGUCGCAUUACUCUCCAUCUGUGAGCAUCUCUGUACCUCGUGCCAUUGUCGUGUCUGUUCGUCCUUCAAGGAACAGAAAACUCAGUUGAUAUCACAUUGUUUUUAAGAAGAUGCUGCCUAGGGCAUUAUUGGCCAAGUUCAUUCCGAAGCCCUCCACUUUUUCUCGUUUCCAAUUCAGUCAACAGGCAUGAUUGCAUAGCAGGAACAAGAAAGCCAUGGAGUUCAUUGCCAAAGGCUGGAAUGCUUUGAAGGAGGUUGAUAGAGUCAUUGAUUAUUGUGAGCUCAAUGAUAGGCGUCUCAUCCCUCUUCUUAAUAAAGCAAAGGAGAAUUUUGAGCUUGCUUUGGAGGCGGAUAACACCAAUACUCAUGCUAGGUAUUGGCUGUCCAGAUUGCAUAUGAAAUACCAUGUUCCUGGAGCAAAUAAGGCUGUCGCGGCAGCAUUAUUGGUAGAAGCAGCUGAUAUGGGUGAUGCUGAUGCACAAUAUGCACUGGGUUGUCAUUUAAGAGUAGAGAAUGAUGAUGUCCAUUCAGAUCAACAAGCUUUCUAUUAUUUGGAGAAAGCUGUGGAUCAGUUGCAUCCAGAUGCUCUUUACCUUUUGGGUGCUGUAUAUUUGACUGGCGACUGUGUUAAGAAAGAUAUUGCAUCGGCGUUGUGGUGUUUCCAUAGGGCUUCAGAGAAGGGUCAUGCUGGGGCAGCUAUUGCGUAUGGAUCUCUUCUUCUUAAAGGUGUCAAAAUUCCGGAAUCAAUAAUAAAAUUCAGUUUGAAGAGAGGUCCCGUUGCUCAUAAACGAGGAAAGAGCAAAGAAAGUAUUGCAAUUGAUCCUAUAGAGAUGGCUAAAGAAAAAUUUCAGAUAGCUGCAAAAGCAGGAUGUGAUCUUGGACUCAAAUGGCUUGCAAGGUUAGAAGAGGAAGAGAAGCGGUUACUCACCCAAGAAUUUUAAAGUUUAAAUUAGGAAAUAAAGUUUUUUAUUUUUCUUUUCAUAUCGGAGUUAGCUUCUCAAAAGCUAAUGAAAUUCCUUUAGAGGAAAAUGUGCAAAAUUAGAUGAAUAAUAUUAGGAACACACAUUUUCAAUUAUCGAUUAAAAUUCAUGCGUUGAACCACAGAAAUCAUUAUUUAGUGGAACCCAUGUUUAUUUUAA
This is a messenger RNA of Lathyrus oleraceus (garden pea), 2039 nucleotides long. RefSeq lists its product as uncharacterized. Gene Ontology annotation, molecular function: protein binding. The transcript is spliced from 14 exons. Lineage: Eukaryota; Viridiplantae; Streptophyta; Magnoliopsida; Fabales; Fabaceae. Bases 1116 to 1841 code for a protein of 241 amino acids. The record is from RefSeq and is a predicted model, not a curated record.